AUGGGUGCUGUUUGGUCUAUACCAGUCGUUAUAUGGUUAGGGUUGUGUGGCUCAGGCAACGAGGAAGGUCAACACGGAUCUGCGAACGAGACAGCUUCCACCUCCUACCUCGGAAGCGGAUCAAGCUCAAGCUUAAACAACACUUUACAUUUGAUCAACUCACCUGCACCCUCUGAUACACCAACAGAGGACAAUAAUUGGCCACUCAUAGGAAUAUUGACGGGACUCGCGGGAGCAUUUGCGAUUGUUGGGUUGAUAGGAGGUUAUAUUGAGUACAGAGAUCGAAAGGAAAAACGAAGGAAGGUAUCUCGUGCUCAUACCCAAUCUCAAAAUAUGCAAGGCAAUUCUUCAAACGAGGAUUCCGCCGCAGUUGAUAGUUUGCGACCGCCAGAGAAGGCACAUUUGAAAUUGGAGGACACUGAAACUCUUGUUGGAGAAGAGGACUUUGAAUAUCAUGCACUAAGUGGUGUAGAGUUUGCCGGGACAAAGUAUUGA
Molecule: messenger RNA, 495 nt
Organism: Lodderomyces parapsilosis
Lineage: Eukaryota; Fungi; Ascomycota; Pichiomycetes; Serinales; Debaryomycetaceae
Exons: 1
Coding region: 1-495 (164 amino acids)
Source: RefSeq, a predicted model, not a curated record